Molecule: messenger RNA, 1622 nt
Organism: Saccostrea cuccullata (small rock oyster)
Lineage: Eukaryota; Metazoa; Mollusca; Bivalvia; Ostreida; Ostreidae
Exons: 3
Coding region: 234-1622 (462 amino acids)
Biological process (GO): DNA integration; DNA recombination
Molecular function (GO): DNA binding
Source: RefSeq, a predicted model, not a curated record
UAUAUAUAUAUAUAUAUAUAUAUAUAUAUAUUAUUUUUACUGUGUAAUUCAGUUAGAUUGAUUGGUUUGGUUUAUACCACGUGUUAAAUUAUAUUUUGCCGAUAAAGACUUGAGUUACUAAGAAUAGAAAAGGAAAAAUCCAAGAUUUGUUUUACUGAUUGCGAUUAGUUCAUGAUCGAAAAUUUAAGCCAAUGAAAAUCGUUCUUUCAUGUACGUUCCGAAACUAGCAGAAGAUGAACGACACGAAAGAGCUCGCAAAAACUGAAAAGCGAAGAUUCGCUUCUAUUGACGAUGAAGGCAUCAAAAAUUUGAUGGAUAAUGUUGAAGCACAAAAUACCAAACGAGUUACUUCAACGUCAGUGAAAUUGUUUCGGGAAUACCUGUUAACGAAGGGGCAGGAGUUAGAUUUCGAAUCUUUCGACAAUGAAAAACUUGACGAACUUUUAUCCAAGUUUUACCUUGAGAUGCGCAACAGGGAUGGUGAGAUGUAUAAAAAGACAACACUGCUUUCGUAUCGACAGGGCUUACAGAGACAUUUAGAGAAAACGAGAACUGAUAUUGACAUUUUGAAAGGAACUGAUUUUAAGAAGUCGGCAAGGGCAUUCAAGUGUAUGACUAAAGAGCUAAAAAGACAGGGUCGCGCAGCUAUAGAUCACCAUCCACCCAUCUCAGACGAACAUUUGGAAGUAAUCUAUGAACAUUUAACCCAAAACUUGGAGGAUGCCCAAAUGUUGCAGUACAAGGUCUUUUUGGACAUAAUGUUACAUUUUGGCCGGCGAGGCAGAGAAAACCUUUCCUCCCUAACACGAAAGGACUUUGCAGUAAUGAGAGGGGAAGGAAAUCAGCUCUUCGUGUACAAAACAAAAGAUGAAAAAACAAAGAACCAUCAAGAUGAUUCUGAAAAAUCAUCUGAUGGAAGGAUGUACGAGAUAAAAGAUAGUGACCGAUGUCCCGUACGAAGUUUUGUGAAAUAUCUUCGACGACUGUCUCCUCAUUGCCCAAGAUUGUUCCAACAGCCUCGAAGUGUUCCUAAAGACAAUACCUACUACUGUAAUAUACCUGUGGGUCAUAAUGAACUUGGACAGUAUAUGAAAAGAAUUUGUGUCAGUGCUGGAAUAAAUGUACUCUACACUAAUCAUUCAUGUAGGGCAACAACUGUAAGUGUGUUAGAUUCAGCAAAUAUCCCAAGUAGACAUAUAAUGUCAGUUACUGGUCAUAAAGCAGAGAGUUCCCUUAAAACAUAUUCAGGGAAGACCAACGAGAACACCAAGAAAGUAAUGUCACAGAUAAUCUCAGAGAAAAUAUCAGGAAGAAAGGCAACAGAAACAGUCACUAGUCCAAGCCCAAUGCAAGAUUACAGUUUAUUGCCCCUAUCAAAUUCACAGGAAGAAGUUCUUAUGAAAGAUUUAUUUGAUGAAUCGGAUGGAAUUGAUGAUAUCGUGCGUUCUAUCGAAUUUAAACAGAAUGUCCAAGCCCAGAAAAAACAGGUUAACACCACCUUGGUACAGCCACAUACCUUACAGUCAGCUAACAUGCUUGUACCAAUGCCAGGCCUGUGCCUUAACAACUACACAAGUGUUACUAUAAACUAUAACAUAAUGCAAAACAAUAACACAGAGUAA